AUGCCUCCGCUCUGGGCGCUGCUGGCGCUCGGCUGCCUGCGGAGUGGCUCCACUGUCGACCUUCAGCCCCAGCUGGCCAGCAUCACCUUCGCCACCAACAACCCCACACUCACCACCGUGGCCCUGGAAAAGCCCCUCUGCGUGUUUGACAGCACAGAGCCGCUCACGGGUACCUACAAGGUCUACCUCUACGUCACGGUAGACUCGGUCGGCUCCAGGAACACUUCCGUGCAGGACAGCGGCAAGAGCCCCCUGACAUCCACGUUCCGGCAAACUGUGGGCGGGAGGACAAGUCCCUACAGAGCUGCCGCCUUCGACCUGACCCCUUGCAGUGACCUGCCCAGCCUGGACACGGUCAAGGACGUAAACCAGGCCUCAGAGAUCCUGGAUGCAUACCUGGUCAGAGUGGGGGACAACGGGGCCUGCCUGUGGGACCCCAACUUCCGGGGCAUCUGCAACCCACCGCUGUCAGCUGCCACGGCGUACAGGUUCAAGUAUGCCCUGGUCAAUGUGUCCUCUGGCCUGGUACAGGACGAGAGCCUGUGGUCGGACCACAUCCGCACCAACCAGCUCACCCCCUAUGCGGCCAUCGACACGUGGCCCGGCAGGCGCAGCGGGGGCAUGAUCGUCAUCACCUCCGUCCUGGGCUCCCUGCCCUUCUUCUUGCUCGUGGGCUUCGCUGGCGCCAUCGUCCUCAGCUUCGUGGACAGGGGCAGCUCUGAUGGGGAGAUGACCCACGACUCCCAGAUCACACAGGAAGCUAUCCCCAAGCCCCUGGGGACCUCAGAGCCGUCCUAGACGUCUGUGAACCGCUGGCCACCCCUGGACUGGGCGGAAGUAUUCUCCAGCGAGCUGCAGGACUGAGCUGGGCAGGCCAGGACUCCUCUCUCCUCCUCCCCUCCUUGGAAGCUGGUGUGGGUUGGAAGCAGGGCGGGUUGGUCCAGCUGAGGGGAAACCUAAAGGGCCCCCCAAGAUGUGGAGUCCAGAAACGGUGCACAGAAUAAAUGGGUAGGUGAAGGAGGAGCGAGUCAUGUCCUACUGAGGGCUUGGACUACGUCCUUACUCAUCAAAACUGCACUGGUAGCUGGGCGUGGUGG
Molecule: messenger RNA, 1097 nt
Organism: Fukomys damarensis (Damara mole-rat)
Lineage: Eukaryota; Metazoa; Chordata; Mammalia; Rodentia; Bathyergidae
Gene: Upk3a
Product: uroplakin 3A
Exons: 6
Coding region: 1-798 (265 amino acids)
Source: RefSeq, a predicted model, not a curated record